This is a messenger RNA of Ilex paraguariensis (yerba mate), 573 nucleotides long. The record is from the annotation of a GenBank genome assembly. NCBI's taxonomy places the organism in Eukaryota, Viridiplantae, Streptophyta, Magnoliopsida, Aquifoliales, Aquifoliaceae.
AUGACAAGCACAAAGUUGGAUGUUACUGUAGUGGCUAAAAAAAAUGAGGAAACCAUUGACAUUAUCAUGUUGGGAAUGCUGGCUUGGAUGGAGAACUUCCUUGUUGAAAUACGAGUCCUUUUAGGAGGCCAUUAUGGCAUCUGCUUUGAGGCCAUGGAGGCCAGUUUUUCGGGUUGUCUAAAUCAUCUCAGUGGAAACAAGAACAAUAAUGUGAAAAAGUUGCAGUAGUAAUUUGUUCUCGACUUCUUGUGGCCGACCAACUGUAGUACUCUCUUGGGUUAUGGAAAUUGUAUUUUCGUGCUGCACCAGUGCCCACAUCUACCAUGGUUCUGUAAAACUUCCGACUCCUGGCCUGCUGCUUCGUCCAUCUUUAGUUUUCUUUCAGUUCUUUAACCCCCAAUGUGUUGCUCUCUUUACUUCCAAAGUGUAACUGUGUUGAUUCUGAUUUUUUCGCGUGAAUCAGUUGGAUGCUUCUCUUAUCAUUAACUGAUUUCUUUGUGCCAGCUCAUUUUGUCGAGUUGAUCCUCAAUAAUAAGGAUGCAAUUUUUAUACAGCAUAAUGACAGUGUUUAAG